Molecule: messenger RNA, 534 nt
Organism: Guyanagaster necrorhizus
Lineage: Eukaryota; Fungi; Basidiomycota; Agaricomycetes; Agaricales; Physalacriaceae
Exons: 5
Coding region: 1-534 (177 amino acids)
Source: RefSeq, a predicted model, not a curated record
AUGCCGAGGAUUCGUCAUCUUUUCCCUAGUAAUGUGUGGGUUGGGUUGAUAAUUGGAAGCUCGUCCACCCGUUGGUGGCUGUGCAAUUAUCACGUGCACGACGCGUUGCUCGGAUUCGUUCCGGAAUCCGAAUCGCCAUCUGGUUUCAAGGUGAAGUACAGUUCAUUUACAGAGGCUUCUCGCGCCACUCCGUGGUUGUCGUGCUCGGUCGAGGCUAAUCUUCUCGCAGCCGAGCCAAGGUCCAUUCCGGCCCCUUCUCCGCCACCUAAAGAACAGAAUCCUGGGGCCGGCCAAAACUGUGAUCGGACUACUCCGUUCUCGGACAAAGAUACGACAAUCGGCCUACAUACGACGUCUUUGAGCGGGAAAGCGACACCUUUCCUUUUGCGCAGCGAACAUGACACAUCAAGAGGAGGAACUCCGGAAGGGUGGGUACUCUUGGCGCAGCAUCUCACGUCCAUCUUAUCGGUCGAGCCGCAGGUGCAGUUGGUGGCGUGUAUACCAUCGCAUCUCGGUCCCUUGCGACACAUUUGA